Molecule: messenger RNA, 1873 nt
Organism: Selaginella moellendorffii
Lineage: Eukaryota; Viridiplantae; Streptophyta; Lycopodiopsida; Selaginellales; Selaginellaceae
Product: ABSCISIC ACID-INSENSITIVE 5-like protein 5
Exons: 4
Coding region: 448-1458 (336 amino acids)
Biological process (GO): positive regulation of DNA-templated transcription
Cellular component (GO): nucleus
Molecular function (GO): DNA-binding transcription factor activity
Source: RefSeq, a predicted model, not a curated record
CUCGGUAACCCUAAUUUCGCGAGCGAGGCAGGGCAGGAGCUCCAGCGCUGGGCGGUGCGCCCGAUGCCGAUGCCGCUCACCGAUCCCGUCCGGAAUGCGUGAGGUAUGCGCGUGUCUUGUCUCUCUUGUUUCUCUCGCCUUCUAGGGUUUCCUCCCGGCUCUUGUGCGCUCCUGAUGCAUGCUCCGGAGCUCUGCGCUGCCUGUGAUCGAUGCCCCGGAGCUCAUCUCGUGUGAUCUGAGAUCCUCCCUCCUUUCUUCUCUUUCUUCCCCUUUUUUUCUUCUCGUCCCUGGUCUUCUUCCCAGUUUAAAAAAAUCAUGCAGCGUUUUUUUUCUUUCUUCAGUGCCGAUCAAGGCAGUCUCAUCGGUGAGUGAGUGAGAGAGCUAGACAGAACUCAGGAGCUCCAAUCUUUCUCAGUAGCAAAGAAGAAAGAGGAGGAAGAAGAAGACAUGGCUUCUUCCAAGACGAUGCUCCAUCCUCCUCCAAAUGGAGGCGUCGGCCCGCAGCGCUCCGGCCUGGGCCGCCAGGGAUCAAUUUACUCGCUCACACUGGAGGAGCUCCAAAAUUCAAUGCUGGACCAGGGAAAAAUCGGCAGCAUGAACAUGGACGAGUUCAUGAAGAACGUAUGGACGGCCGAGGAGAACCAGGGCGGCGCCGCCAACACCAACACCAGCACCGCCACCUCCACCGCCACCGACAACCCGCCCGCUCCCUCCUCUCUCCAGCGGCAAUCCAGCGUAAGUAUCCCUCGAACUCUCAGCCAGAAAACAGUGGACGAGGUGUGGAAGGAGAUCCAGGUCCAGAAGCAGCAGCAGCAGCAGCAAGAUCUCUCUUAUGGAGAGAUGACUUUGGAGGACUUUCUCAUCCGGGCCGGGGUGGUGAAGGAGGACACGGAUGCUACUUCCGGGGGUGUCGUCCAGGCAAUCGGCCCCCAAGGAACCAUACCCAACAGCAUCGAUUCCAUGGCUCAAAAUCCAGAUUGGUACAACUAUCAGGUGAAGCAGCAGCAGCUCAUGCACCAAGCUGCCGAUCUCUCGAAAAGGCCGAACUUGAUCGUCCCUGCGGGGCAUCCCGGCGCGUUUUUCGAUGCUCCAUACGAUGCCGUGCCUAGCAGCCUGGCUCUCUCCCCCGGGAUGGCGACUCCGGAGGCUCCCGGCAAGAAGAGGAGCUUGGAUCUCGUCGUGGAGAAGACUGUGGAGAGGCGGCAGAGGAGGAUGAUCAAGAACAGGGAGUCGGCGGCGCGGUCACGAGCGAGGAAGCAAGCUUACACAGUGGAGCUAGAAGCCGAGCUUACGCAGCUCAAGGAAGAAAAUACCAGAUUGAAGAGAUGGCAGGCCGAGGAAGCAGAGAGGAGAAGAAAACAGAUAACCGAGGUUUUCCUGCCAGUAACGCAACAAGAUCAGCAGCAGCACGCAAACGCGAGCUCACAAAAGCUUCAGAGGUGCCGGAGCUUUCCCUGACUUCCAUUUAACUCCACAGGAAUCGGGUUGUAAAGUGGGGGUCUCGCUCGCUCCUCAAGCCAUCGCAAAGAUCUUCCCUUGAUCUUCCGGGCCUGAGGAAGGAGAGCGAGAUCGAUCACCACUAAAAACACAGGAAAACGAAUAAGGUAAGCAGCAGAUCAUCCAGCAGCAGCAGCAGUAGCAGCUCUCAUGUACCUCAUCAGACGCGGCGGCCAUGUACAUUCGAGUUGGAAAUGCGUGUAUCUAAAACAGGAGCAAGGCAAAAGCAGCGGUUUUCCUUUAGGUGGUUUGUUCGUUCCGAGAGGUUAGUGACGAAGCUGGUUCUUCUAGCAUUUGUGAGGAUCUGUAGUUUAAAGGAAGCAAGCAUUUGUGAAAUCAGACGGAAAAAAAACAAGUGAAAUUCUUUUCCAGCUUA